Molecule: messenger RNA, 264 nt
Organism: Heterostelium album PN500
Lineage: Eukaryota; Evosea; Eumycetozoa; Acytosteliales; Acytosteliaceae
Exons: 2
Coding region: 1-264 (87 amino acids)
Source: RefSeq, a predicted model, not a curated record
AUGAAGAUUAACAUUGCCACCAUUACCCUCGCUUUAAUUGCCCUCUUGUUGGUUUUCACCACUGUUUCCGCUACUGAAUGCCCUCAGUUCAUCCCAGUCUGUCAAGUAGGUACCCGUCUUGCCUUCAAAAAGGUUGGAGACUGUGAGAUUCCACAUUGCGUUCCAUGUCCAAGAAUCGGUAUUGUUGUCAGCUGUGCACCAAAUGAAACAAGCGUUUCGACAGGCGGACAAUGUCCAACCUUCUACUGUGUCAAAAACGAAUAA